UAUAGCACUAAUGUCCAUACAGUAUCUUAUCACUACUAUUAUUGCUAUCGAUGUACAUACAUUCUUAUCCAUUCUAUUCUAUCGUUAUCUGUUUACUGUUAUCUAUCCUAUUCUUAUUCAUUCUAUCAUCUGUUUUGUUUACUGUUAACUAUUCUAUUCUUAUUCAUUCUUUUUAUGAUGACCUUUUCUAUUAUUUUUAUUUUCAAUCAUUAUCUUUUAUAUCGUUAUUUAUUGUAUUGUUCCCUAUUAUCAUCAUAUUUAUUAUUUGCAAUUCUGUUUUUGUUGUAUUAUUAUCAAUUGAUGUGGAUCGAUGCCAUUUGCUUUCAAAGAGACAGAACAGCAGUACGGUACUGACAUUUGUACACCAGUUCUUUUGACUAAAAUGUAUUUUACUUUGAAUCAUAUUUUAGUCAUCUAAAUCAAUUUACUUUUAGUCGUCUAAAUUUCACAACAACUAAAGGCAACUAAAAUGUAGUGGAGUGAGUGUAAAAUAUAAAAACGUAUGAAGGAUAAUGCAUGUUUGAAGUUUUCUUCAAUCAUUGAGGCUGCCUGCAAAGCGUCCCAAUUAUAACAUUCACAACAAAAUGUUCCCCUUUUCUCAAUAAAUACAAGUCAACUCUUUCACACCACCCUUAGUAUAAUACCUAAUGUGACCACAUUAGUAGUCAUACCCUCUGUGGUGUUGCUAAGUCAGACCAACAAAGAAGAGACACUUUGCCUGUCACUGUGCAAUACGGACCCUGAACACAAUCAGUCUGAGCAUGCACAAGGACUACGUCACUUCCUCCUUUAGCUAAUUUUUACGACAGAGCUUCAACGACGUCACAUGCUGUGGUCCUUAUUAUCUUUUAAAUGUAUGAACAUAAAUGGUCAAUAACCAUACUUCAUAUAUAUUGAGAGGUUAUUUUAGAAGUGACUCUUGUUAAAAUACAGUCAAACCUGUCUUAGCGGCCACCUUUAUAGAACGGCCACCUGCCUAUAGCAGCCACUGAAAAAUCCCCCGCAGCAAAUUUACAUGUUAUAGACCCUGUGUAUAGCAGUCACCUGUCCAACGCAGCCAGCGGCCACCCAUUUUGUCUCCCUUGGUCAAUAUCUGACCGCAUAUAGCGGCCAAAUUACCGACUCAAGUAGAAGCUUCAUGCACGAUAAAGUUUUUCUUUUUCAAUCAAUGAAGCCGUCGUGUGUAGACAUUAAUUACUGAGUCCUAGCUCAGUCACAAUCAUUCACAAGAUCCACACAAACUGUCAGUUGUUCCACAUAAAAAAACGUCUUCUUUUGAGCUUGCUAUUUCCUGGUCAAGCAUGUAACUUUAAGAGCAUUUGCACCAAAACAUUACCGCAAAGUAGGCUGGGAACAGGACGUGCUCCCAGCGACGCUACAAUACAAUACAAUACAAUACAAUACAAUACUGCCUGCUCGCUAAAACCAUGCUAACAUAUGUUUUUAAAAAGCAGCGGGAGCAAAACUGAGUUCGGUUGUACUUAAUUGAAGUAUUUUAGAAUGUACUCACGUUAUUUUUCAUCAAUCCUCAUCCAAAAAUCCAUCAAAGUCCUCAUCUUCUGUAUUUGACACAAAAAAAAGCCGUCUUCUUUUCCGUUCGCUAUUAGUCUGUUAACUUGUCAGUGUUAUUCAGCUCCGAAGCAAAGAAAGAAACUUCUCCUGUUGCUUCUGCCAACUUUAUUUAUUGAACGUGGCCACCAGAUAGCAGCUCAGAACACACACACAUCUCUCAGCCUCGUCUCUCCUUCCUGCUUGCCCACAAGGCAAAGGUUAAACAAGCCCCACUACAUAGCUGUCCAGCCAAUGCCUGUAAGAAAUGACACCGUUUAUUUCCUGGUGUGCACUGGUCAAUACUGUAAUGCCGCUUGUUGUGGGGAAGGAGAGACUCACGUCGCCGAUGCACUUUAAUGGCUUUAUUAACAGCGGAGAACACUGCAGGACUUUACAUCCACGCCAACAUAAACACACUUCCCAACUCUCUCCAAACUCACAGCUAGCACUGAGCCUAGCUCUCCUGCUCGGGACGCCCACCGUCACUUCCCGUCACUUCCUGAUGAACUAAAGCUGUAAUGUCACUCUGCCGUAUAAAAAGUAAAAUAUUAAAAACAAGCCUAAGACAUUACUAGCACAGCUUUGUUCUGUGGGUCAUGGAUAAUAACAAGCCUAGUAGAUUCAAGAGUUUUAUUGUCAUAUGCAUAGUAAAACGGACAGUUAUACUAUGCAAUGAAAUUCUUAUUCUGUUCAUUCUCCCAAGAAAAGAAAGAAAACAAGAAAAAGAAUAAGAACAUCAGUAGUGCUGUACAACUUUUAUCUGCAGUCCCACAGUGCCCUCUACUGGUCAACAUUAUAAUUUUUCCCGCCUUUUUUUCUUUUUUCCUCUACUGGUCAACAUUAAAACGCCAACCUGUCUAUAGAGGCCACCUGUCUAUCGUGGCCACUUUUGAAGUCUCCCUCUAGUGGCCGCUAUAGACAAGUUUGACUGUACUUGGUUAGCGUGGGGAUGUUUCUAUCGUCUUACGACAUCCACCAAGACUGAGCUAUGUAAAAACUUACGCAAUGAAUGUAGCACAGACGUAAACGUCAUAUCCGGUUACGUGUAACGUGCAUAAAUAAAUUGAAUAAAACACAUAAAAUGCAGUUAUAUUUCAAUGUAAACAACCAUAAGUCGAGUGCAAUGAUGGAUUCAACGAGAGGAUUCAGCUUUUUCAGGGUUUUUUCUAAACGGGGAAAUAGCAUCCAUCCAAACACAUCUUCCUAGCAAAUGCUUUUGUGUCUAUUUUUUCAGUGUCGAAAAAAACCGUAAAAUAAUUUAUGGAACAAAGAAAAAAGGGCUUAUUAAUUGUCCACGUGCACUAUGGGUAUGAUAGAAGAAAAAAAGAUUGAUUAUGAUAUUUCUCAAAUGUCUAUAUACAGUAUCUUAAUGUUUUUGGGAGUGGAGGGGGGACGCUUGCUGCAGUAAAAUAGAUUCGACGGAUGGCGUAGAUUACACAUGCCUAACAUGUGACUGCCGAAAAAUAGGCCGAUCAGAUGUAGCGUUUUGCACAUGCGUAGAACCGAGUUGAACCGAUUGCGUUACGUAUUGCGCAGUGACAGUGCCUUCUAAAAUCAAUAGAGCAUCGUGAUGGAAAUUUUGUCUCUUUUUAGAGAGCCGACUCUUUCGGCUCCCAAGUGGCACCUCAGAUUUUUGUUGUUGUCUUAAAUUAAUUUAUUACCACUUGAUGUGAAUUGUGUAAAAUGAAUUACUCAUGUAAAAAUACAUGAUAUCAAAUAUUUAUUAUUUAAAUGGAUUUAUUUAAACCUCAAUGAGUAGCUACAAAAAGAAUGUUAUAUUAUAAAUAAAAUACAAAAACAAAGACCCAUCUCAAUAGAAGUGACGCGAACCGCUACCUGUCGUUGGUAUCAAAGAGCCGUCUCUUUGAGCCGAUUCUUUCGUGACCGACAGGUCACCAAUAGAGCAGGGGUCAGGAACCUUUUUGGCUAAGAGAGCCAUGUAAGCCACAUAUUUGCAAAUGUAUUUCCAUGAGAGCCAUAUCAUAUUUUUUAACAUUGAAUACACCUAAAUGUGUGCAUUUUUACGCAUUUUAAAUUACAAUAAGUCUCUGAAUGUAUUCUUUUUAAUAGCAUUGCUAUAUGAAGCUACAGUAUACCAAUAAUAAAUCAAAUACUUCUUACUCGGGCUGCAACAAUAUAUGUAUCUGUAUCGAACCGUUCAAUACACAUGCGUACCGAACCGUGACCCCUGUAUGGGACAAUACGCAGUUUCAUAUCAAGUUCUGACGCCGCUCUGUGCUGAAAGCUCAGUGUAUCUGCGAUCAACUAUUCAGGCUUAGGUUGCAUUUUCAAGCACAGAGUCACUGAGCUCCGCCUCCCACAUUCAUACCAUGCUGAAAAUGUUGAAACAUUAGAAAAAUGUUGGCAAUUUCAACCAAAUUCAAAUGAAAAAGGUAAUUUGGCAAGGUAAUUUAUUUUCGUGGGGGUGAUAAUAAGACAGAAGUUGCAUGGCACGCAUUUGCACUCAUAUGCUUGCAAAGUUGCCGUCUGACCAUCGUCUAUGUGACGUGACCACAGCUGGAACAAAGAAAUAAUAAAUAAAGAAAUUACAUUUGAAGUGCUCCUCCCUGAGCUACCACCUUAACGUGGUGGAGGAGUUUGCGUGUCCCGAUGAUCCUAGGAGCUAAGUUGUCAGAGGUUUCUAUGCCCCUGGUAGGGUCACCCACGACAAACAGGUCCUAGGUGAGGGACCAGACAAAGAGUAGCUCAAUAGACCUCUAUGAUGACAAAAAACAGUGGACCACGUUUUCCCUUGCUCGGACGCGGGUCACCGGGGCCCCCCUCUGGAGCCAGGCCUGGAGGAGGGGCACGAUGGCGAGCGUCUGGUGGCCGGGCCUACGCCCAUGGGGCCCGGCCGGGCACAGCCCGAAGAGACAACAUGGGUCCCCCCUCCAAUGAGCUCACCACUCAUGGGAGGGGCCAAAGGGGUCGGGUGCAAAGUGAGCUGGGUGACAGCCGAAGACGGGGACCUUGGCGGUCCAAUCCUCAGCUACAGAAACUAGCUCUAGGGACAUGGAAUGUCACCUCUCUGGUAAGAGCCUGAGCUGGUGCAUGAGGUUGAGAAGUUCCGGCUAGAUAUAGUCGGACUCACCUCAACGCACAGCAAGGGCUCUGGAACCAGUCCUCUUGAGAGGGGUUGGACCUUGUUCCACUCUGGCAUUGCCAGCACUGAGAGGCGACGGGCAGGGGUGGCAAUUCUUGUUGUGCCCCGGCUUGUGGCCGGCAUGUUGGAGUUUAACCCGGUGAACGAGAGGGUAGUUUCCCUCCGCCUUCGAGUGGGGGGACGGGUCCUGACUGUUGUGUGUGCUUAUGCGCCAAACAGCAGUUCAGAAUACCCACCUUUUUUGGAGUCUCUAGAGGAAGUACUGGAGAGUGCUCCCUCAGGCGAUUCCCUUGUUCUGCUGGGGGACUUCAAUGCUCACGUUGGCAGCGACAGUGAGACCUGGAGAGGCGUGAUUGGGAGGAACGGCCCCCCUGAUCUGAACCCGAGCGGUGCUUUGUUAUUGGACUUCUGUGCUCAUCACAGAUUGUCGAUAACAAACACAAUGUUCAAGCAUAAGGGUGUCCACAUGUGCACUUGGCACCAGGACACUCUAGGCCGCACUUCCAUGAUUGACUUUGUGGUCGUAUCAUCGGACUUGCAGCCAUAUGUUUUGGACACUCGGGUGAAGAGAGGGGCGGAGCUGUCAACUGAUCACCACCUGGUGGUAAGUUGGCGCCGAUGGUGGGGGAGGAUGCCGGUCAGACCUGGCAGGCCCAAACGUAUUGUGAGGGUCUGCUGGGAACGACUGGCAGAGUCCCCUGUCAGAAGGAGUUUCAACUCCCACCUCCGGGAGAGCUUCGACCAUGUUCCGAGGGAGGUGGCGGACAUUGAGUCUGAAUGGGCCAUGUUCCGUGCCUCUAUUGUCGAGGCAGCUGAUCGCAGCUGUGGCCGUAAGGUGGUUGGUGCCUGUCGUGGCGGUAAUCCCAGAACCCGUUGGUGGACACCAGUGGUGAGGGAUGCCGUCAAGAUGAAGAAGGAGUCCUAUCGGGCCUUUUUGGCUUAUGGGACUCCGGAAGCAGCUGACAGGUAUCGGCAGGCCAAGCGGUCUGCGGCUCUGGCAGUCGCUGAGGCAAAAACUCGGACAUGGGAGGAGUUCGGAGAAGCCAUGGAGAACGACUUCCGGACGGCUUCGAAGAGAUUCUGGACCACCAUUCGGCGUCUCAUGAGGGGGAAGCAGUGCACAGUCAACACCGUGUAUGGUGGGGAUGGUGUGCUGCUGACCUCAACUCGGGAUGUUGUGGAUCGGUGGAAAGAAUACUUCGAAGACCUCCUCAAUCCCACCGACACGUCUUCCUAUGAGGAAGCAGAGCCUGGGGACUCCACGGUGGGCUCUCCUAUCUCUGGGGCUGAGGUUGCCGAGGUUGUCAAAAAGCUCCUCGGUGGCAGGGCCCCGGGGGUGGAUGAGAUCCGCCCGGAGUUCCUUAAGGCCAUGGAUGCUGUAGGCAUGUCUUGGUUGACACGACUCUGCAGCAUCGCGUGGACAUCGGGGGCAGUGCCUCUGGAUUGGCAGACCGGGGUGGUGGUUCCCCUUUUUAAGAAGGGGGACCGGAGGGUGUGUUCCAACUAUCGUGGAAUCACACUCCUCAGCCUCCCUGGUAAGGUCUAUUCAGGGGUUCUGCAGAGGAGGAUCCGCCGGAUAGUUGAAUCUCGGAUUCAGGAGGAGCAGUGUGGUUUUCAUCCUGGUCGUGGAACUGUGGACCAGCUCUACACUCUCAGCAGGGUCCUUGAGGGUGCAUGGGAGUUUGCCCAACCAGUCUACAUGUGUUUUGUGGACUUGGAGAAGGCAUUCGACCGUGUUCCUCGAGGAAUUUUGUGGGGAGUACUCCGGGAGUAUGGUGUAUCGGACCAGCUAAUUCAAGCUAUUCGUUCCCUGUAUGACCGGUGUCAGAGUUUGGUUCGCAUUGCCGGCAGUAAGUCGGACCCGUUUCCAGUGAAGGUUGGACUCCGCCAGGGCUGCCCUUUGUCACCAAUUCUGUUCAUUAUUUUUAUGGACAGAAUUUCUAGGCGCAGCCAGGGCGUUGAGGGGUUCCGGUUUGGUGGCUGCAGGAUUGAGUCUCUGCUUUUUGCAGAUGAUGUGGUCCUGCUGGCUUCAUCAAGCCGUGAACUUCAACUUUCACUGGAUUGGUUCGCAGCCGAGUGCGAAGCGGCCGGGAUGAGAAUCAGCACCUCCAAGUCCAAGUCCAUGGUUCUCGCCCGGAAAAGGGUGGAAUGCCAUCUCCAGGUCGGGGAUGAGAUCCUGCCCCAAGUGGAGGAGUUUAGGUACCUUGGGGUCUUAUUCACGAGUGAGGGAAGGAUGGAACGCGAGAUCGAUAAGCGAAUUGGUGCGGCGUCUGCAGUGAUGCAGACUCUACAUCGGUCUGUUGUGGUGAAGAGAGAGCUAAGCCAAAAGGCAAAGCUCUCAAUUUACUGGUCGAUCUACGUUCCUACCCUCACCUAUGGUCAUGAGCUUUGGGUAAUGACCGAAAGGACAAGAUCGCGGGUACAAGCGGCCGAAAUGAGUUUUCUCCGUAGGGUGGCUGGGCUCUCCCUUAGAGAUAGGGUGAGAAGCACUGUCAUCCGGGAGAGACUCCGAGUAGAACCACUGCUCCUCCGCAUUGAGAGGAGCCAGAUGAGGUGGCUUGGGCAUCUGGUCAGGAUGCCUCCCGGACGCCUCCCUGGUGAGGUGUUCAGGGCAAGUCCGACCGGUAAAAGGCCUCGGGGAAGACCCAGGACACGUUGGAGGGACUAUGUUUCCCAACUGGCCUGGGAACGCCUCGGGAUCCGCCGGGAGGAGCUGGACGAAGUGGCCGGGGAGAGGAAAAUCUGGGCCUCCGUGCUUAGGCUGUUGCCCCCGCGACCCGAUCUCGGAUAAGCGGUAGAAGAUGGAUGGAUGGAUGGGCAUUUGAAGUGCAACAGAAAAAGAAGAUACUGUAGCAGGCUGUAGAGGCUAAAAAGUACUGCUGGUAUUUUGAAGGUGGAUACCCAAUAUAUUUCAUAUGUCGCUCCUACGAGGACUGCUGUGGGACUCGCUGCUGUGUGAGGGCUCUGUCCAUCCAGAGACUCUGGUACUUCUGG
Molecule: messenger RNA, 7648 nt
Organism: Dunckerocampus dactyliophorus (ringed pipefish)
Lineage: Eukaryota; Metazoa; Chordata; Actinopteri; Syngnathiformes; Syngnathidae
Gene: vopp1b
Product: VOPP1 WW domain binding protein b
Exons: 3
Coding region: 4776-7445 (889 amino acids)
Cellular component (GO): cytoplasmic vesicle membrane
Molecular function (GO): catalytic activity
Source: RefSeq, a predicted model, not a curated record